UUUUUACAGAAUUCAAAAGAUUUUUCCUCUGUUUGCGGUGUGUUUUUUAACCGAAGGCCGGCUGCUUUACAUGGUAGAUUCUAUAGAUGGUAUAAUAUUUUUUACUAUCCAUUUCUUGAAACUUUUGAGAGGACAAUUGAAAUUUUCAUACUGUCAUCAAGAGAUCGAUCUAUAAUCCAUUUAAAAUUUUAUGAAAUCUUGCCUUGAUUCAAUAUUGACAUCAAUAAUCAAAUUGGAGUCUUGAUCAUCCUGAACCUCGGACAUUACUGCAUGCAUGAUGAGAAUUCGUUCAGUAUUUUUCGAUAGGCAAUUAUCUCUGCCAAUUUUAUAUUUUUUUAUCCUUGGUAUUAAAAUUUCGAUGGGUUCGUGAUAGAAAUUUUGUACACUAAAUGGUAACAACUUGAAUUGUAACAAUUACUUACUAUACAUGGCUAAACAAAUUUCAUUGCGAGAAUCAUGUGUCGCUAAGUGCCUCCUUUACGUGGGGUCAUCCAAUCUAAACUUGCAAAUUUGGAUACAAUGAUAACAGUUGGAUAAAAUUGUAUUGCUUACGAAAUAAGGUACAGGAUAUCAAUAAGCUCUAUUCCCAUUUUGUCUUUUGCCUCAGCAAACAUCAGAAAUCAAAAAAGUAAAGUUGUAAUAUUUUGUGGGAGGUAAGUAUGCGAAACCCUUAUUACUCAUUUACCCAUCUGUUUAAAGCUUCGAUGUGUUAUGCGUUAUGUUUCGUUUUUAUUGUUAACGAGACUUUAUAAUUAUAACCUUUUUUUAUAUUUCUUUGGACUUUUUAAAUCUUUAGGCUUUCAUCACUCAAAGGGCUUAAACUGUUGUUAGAUAGAAUUUGAAGGUGAGUCACCAUACCGAGCAGAGUUGAGGCAAUGUGAAGAUAAAUUGUAUCUCAUUGGACAUGUUUUUCUUUUGUUUCAUUUCUAUUCAGCGGCAGAAACCAAGAUGGAAGUCCCCAAGACUGUUUUUAUUUUGGUGGCCAUGAUCAUUUCAGCAGGUUGGUAUAUUCGAAAGUAAUAGAUUCUUCUCAAAAGGGAAGCUGGAUGAAAAUUGCUAAUUAUGAUACGCACAAAGGGAAAGCUAUGUCAGAGCCUUUUCAAAACUGAAUUUUAUUUUAGCGAUCCGGCCUAAGAAGUUUAAGAGAGCAAGGUGUUAUUUCAGCCAAGAAAAUAAAAUUCUUAGUUGAAAAGAAAAGAUGAAAGAAGUUUAUAAUUGGGAGUAGAUGCUUCUAAAUAAGAUUUAAACGAAGAUAUGAGAUUUCUCGAGAGAAUAUGGACUCCUAACUGACCUCAAAGAUUGCAAUACGCUGUUCAGAGGGUCAGCUGUUUUGAUCGGAAAAAUUUAUCUAAACUCAUUGGUAAUAUUAAGAAAAAAAAACAAAAUUACCAUGUUAAUCACUAGAUCUUUAAUUUUUCUCUGAAUUGAAAAUCCAAAUACAUGUAUCGAAAAGUUUAUCUGAUCUUCGCUACCUUCACGACAAAUUAACAAUUAUCACACUGACACAAGAUGCACUUCCUUUUUUAUGGGUACACAGCCGCACAAUUCCCGGACUGCAACGACCACCCCCUCAACGAAUGGUUCACAACUGAAUCUUGUGAAAAAUGCAAAUGUAAUACAGGCGGUGGAAUUGCGUGCAAACCUCUCUGCCCGUUAAUGCGUUGCCCUCUAGGGCAAAAGCUGGAAACGUAUGGAGUCCAGCCAAUGGGAGGAGGUUGCCACUGUGAACUCAAAAGAUGUGUCCCAGUCCGGAAUUAGCAGCUGCAAAAUGCUUCCAGUAUUGAUGUUAUGCCUGUUAGAACAGGGGAAAAAACCUAGUGAUAGGGGACUCUUGGAAAAGAUAACUGAAUAAAGAGAGAAAGGAAUCAGGCUUGAGUAUGAUAUCUAUGUUCAUCUAUUAGAGUUGAAAUGAUAUAUGACCAGCCUUGGAAAGGAGUAUUUAUGAAGGCAGGAAUUAAACCUCCUCGAAAUAGAAUUGAAGACAUUGCAACGGAAGCUUUGGAUGGUUUGUUGUUCACCGUCUUGGGAUGCUUGGAUAAUCAAACACUUUUCUUCUUGUCCUAG
Molecule: messenger RNA, 2064 nt
Organism: Pocillopora meandrina
Lineage: Eukaryota; Metazoa; Cnidaria; Anthozoa; Scleractinia; Pocilloporidae
Source: the annotation of a GenBank genome assembly